Messenger RNA from Cynoglossus semilaevis (tongue sole), 1482 nucleotides. RefSeq names its product CCAAT enhancer binding protein delta (gene cebpd). Gene Ontology annotation, biological process: regulation of transcription by RNA polymerase II; regulation of cell differentiation; DNA-templated transcription. The coding region runs from base 240 to 1139 and encodes 299 amino acids. Gene Ontology annotation, molecular function: RNA polymerase II cis-regulatory region sequence-specific DNA binding; DNA-binding transcription factor activity, RNA polymerase II-specific. The transcript has a single exon. The record is from RefSeq and is a predicted model, not a curated record. Lineage: Eukaryota; Metazoa; Chordata; Actinopteri; Pleuronectiformes; Cynoglossidae.
GUGCGAAAAUUCAGACUCCUCAGAUGAGUGACAACAAGUGUGAGAGUACCGUGACAGUAGACUGACAAGCGCCAGAUCUUGGAUCAGUGUUUAGACUGAAGACAACACAGAGACUAUAGAGACAGAGAAGCCACGGUGUAGCACUGACAGCUGUCAACUGUCCUGCGAUCAGCCUCAACCCACUCACGCACACCUUCAUUUGCCUCUCACAACACCACGUGGACGAGCCAGCAGAGUUCAUGUGUGACAUAUACAGCCAGGACUUUCACUGCGUGUCUCCACAAUGCAACAUGAGCUGGUCCAUGGAGCCCGCUAACUUCUACGAGUGCACCAAGGUGGCAGGGCCGCAUCACGGGCUCUGCAAGCCGGGAAACAGAGGCGAUGGGGCGGCGGACGGCGGCACCAUGGUGGAGCUCAACAACGCUCCGGCCAUGUACGACGACGAGACCGCCAUCGACUUCAGCCAGUACAUAGAGUCCAUGACAGCCGUGCCGAACCUGGAGCUGUGCAACGACGAGCUCUUCCUCGACCUGUUCAACAGCGUGAAGCAGGAGAAGCAGGAUUACUACAACAUGCAGAGCUCCGUCAUACCCGCCAGCCUCCAGCAUCAGCAGCAGCUGACAGCUGCAGCCUACACAGCGGACAGGAGGAUGGACAGAGAGCUGGACAAGGCUCCGUUCACUGCUCCCAUCAAGCAGGAGCCUGACUGGAGCGACAGCGACAUGUCCUCCUCCCUGCCCUCUCAGAUCAAGAACUGCGCCGAGACCUCCGUCAGCCUCCCAACGGGACAGCCGACUCCUCCGACCACUCCAGAGCCAGUCUCCCAGGUCAGCUCCGCCAAGUCAUCCCCGAGGAAGAUGAGCGGCAGGGAGAAGGGCAAAAAGUCGGUGGAUAGGUACAGCAUGGAGUACCGACAGAGGCGAGAGAGGAAUAACAUUGCAGUGAGGAAAAGCAGGGACAAAGCCAAGAGGCGCAACCUGGAGAUGCAGCAGAAGUUGCUUGAACUGAGUUCCGAGAACGACAAGCUCCACAAAACCAUCGAGCAGCUGACCAGAGAGCUGUCCGGCCUCAGAGAUUUCUUUAAGCAGAUGCCCAACUCCUCCUUUGCAGCUCUGUCCACGAGUGUGGAGAGCCGGUGACACACAAACACAUUUUCUGUGAACUAACUGCGCUUUUACUAGAAGACAUACCUCAGAGACUUUUUUUAACUUACCAUCUGUACCAGAUGUAUUUUAAGCUUACCAUAAUGGCACUGGAAAAUAUAUGAUGUUGCUGCCAUAUUUUUGUGGGAUUUCCUUUGUAUUAAAUUAUUUUACCACUGCAUUUAUAUGACAUGAUGAUAUAUGUGAUAUGGUACAUUUUUAUAAUUCCAAAAACUUUGUAUAAACAGAGCCAGAGCAUGAUCUUUUAUAUAGUUUGUAUGAAACCAUGAAAAUGCAUAGUUUGUUAAUGGAAUCUAUAAUAAAAAAAAUGAUUGAAAAA